AUGUUUGCCGCCACGUGGUACGUACCAGCCGCACGCAGGUCCCUAAGGCAGGAUUGUGUCUCAUCGAAAAAUACACCAGAAACACCGGCGAUGCUAUCAAAUGAAAAAGAAGGUAAGCGUGUGGACUCGGGAUCCAAGCUCUCUUGGCGCUGUUCCUCGAGCCUUGGCUUGUCCUGGUGUAUCACCGAUCGUCGGCCAACGGCUCAUUUUGGUGGUAAAAGGAAAGUCUUGGGUCCUACACGACUCGGUCCCGAGAAGAGAGAGAUGCUGACUCCCAGGUUGACUCACGCUUAUAUUUCCGACUCCGGUUUCUCCCAUGGAUUUGAGAUUCCCCCGCAUAUCGUGGAUCAGGAUAGACCGAAGGAAGCGGGUCACACGGACGGGGCACCAGAACGAGCACAGGCGGCAAAGUGA
Messenger RNA from Penicillium vulpinum, 414 nucleotides. RefSeq lists its product as uncharacterized. NCBI's taxonomy places the organism in Eukaryota, Fungi, Ascomycota, Eurotiomycetes, Eurotiales, Aspergillaceae. The transcript has a single exon. The record is from RefSeq and is a predicted model, not a curated record. The coding region runs from base 1 to 414 and encodes 137 amino acids.